GCAAACCAGUUGGCUGCCGGGCUGAUGUCUAUCGGAGUAGGCCGUGGUGACGUGGUGGGCUGGGUCAUGAGCACCCGGCCGGAGUGGAUCGCCUUGUGUUUUGCAGUAUCAAAGAUUGGCGCCAUUGCUAUGCCUCUUAGCCCCGAAUACUUCUUAUGGACGUCUAAUAACAAGGAAAUAACAGAACAUGCGCUUCAAAAGGCUAAAUUGAAAGUGCUCGUGAUGGAAAAUCAUCCAGCCUCCGAACACUUUGAAGGAACUGUACCAUUCCUUUUUAAAAUGUUUCCGGAGACAAUGUCAUCCAACUCAAGGGACCUGGCCAUUGAAAAGGUACCAAGCUUGUCAUCCAUUGUCAUCAUUGGCGACAGGACCCACGAAAACGUCUUCUACCACCUUGAAGACAUGAAGACUGCGGUUCUUGAUGACACCGCCGGGAAGCGCCUACAGCUCGCCCAGCGCCAGACUGAUUGUCACGACACGGUGUUCUUGACUUUUACUUCAGGAAGUACCGGAGUUCCCAAGUGUGUCGAACAUAGCAGCCACACGCUCAUUAACAACAGCGGCCUUCACGCCAAGACUAUUGGGAUGAACAACAAGAACAUGGUGCUGCACUCCAUAGACUUGACGGAGUUCCCAUGGGCCUUCCUGUUUUCCUUAACCGAGGGAUGUACACUUGUGUUGCCUAGCGACACCCCGCCCACGGCGUCUGAGGUUUUGUCUGCUCUGUUGGAAGAAAGGUGUGAAGCCACGUCCUUUAUGUACGUGAAGACGUUGCAUGACUUGGUGAAUGAUCCAGAGUUGAAGACAUUUGACUUGACAUUCCUGGAACAAGUCACAGUCGGUGGGAAUGUUGUAUCCAAACGCCUUCAACAGGAUGCUGCUACAGUAUUCCCUAAUGCUGACAUACUGACCCUCUACGGAACGACAGAGACCCUACACUUGGCGACGACUAUAGCCGACAUGACGGACGUACAGCGGCAGUCAACGGUGGGUCAUCUGCUUCCCCACCUGGAGAUGAAGCUUGUAGACAGACACGGUCAGAUCGUCCCCUUACAGCACGAGGGAGAAGUCUGGGUUCGAGGCUACUCUGUGUUCAAAUGUUACCGGGGAGAUGAAGAGAAAACUGCAGAGGCGAAGACGGCUGAGGGGUGGUACAAAACUGGUGACAUCGGAAUCCUUGAUGAAAAUGGCUUGCUGAAGAUUGUUGGAAGGAUUAAAGACGUGAUCUUGAAGAACGCUGAAAUAGUUUAUCCCGCCAUGGUUGAGCGAGUUCUGCAGACGCACCCCAAAGUAUUGGAUGUAAAGGUCGUUGGUGUACCAGACCCCGCUAAUGUGGAGGAGAUAUGUGCCUGUAUCAUCUUGAAGAACGGCCACACUCUACAGUCGCAGGAGAUGAGGGAACACUCGGAGGCUAACGGGUUGCUUGAGGAGUUUACCCCGGGAUACUUCGUCUUCAUGAAAAGUUUCCCCAAGACUUCGACUGGAAGGAAGGUCGACAGGAAGAGAAUCCGAGCUCUUGCCAUGCAAAUGCUGGCCUUACAGGAAGAUGACUUGUAAGGGAUCCUCCAUGACAACAUCACAACUGUCGAUAUCUUGCAAGGGGAAAGUUGUUUUUCAGAGUUCGAUAUUUCUACACUUCUGUUAGAUAACGGUACUCAAUAUUGUCAUCACAAUUACUUUUGCUGGUAUUUUUGUAAAGGUGACAUACAAGAAGUAGUGCAACGUAUCAUGUUACAAUUGUAAAAUAAUUUUGCAAACUUGACAAACGGUACAGAGCAAGCAGUUUGUUAUGGUUUGCUAUUUAUUAGACGAUACCAGUCUCUACUUUAAAUUGUCAAAGCUGAAGUUAGGGUUGAAUCAUUUGAUGGAGUCAAACAUGUCUAUCAAAUUACAGAUAUCCCUACGAGAUAGCAAUUAAUAAUCAUUCCUACAAAGAUACAUUUGUAACUUGGCGGCCAGCUUAAACAUUUGGAAGCGGUAGAUUCUAUGCAAGUCUUAUGCAGACAUAUAGGUAUCACUCAUAUGAAAAAUUCGUGGAAUUAAUUACUGGAUCUAUAGUAUCUCAUUUACACCAAUAAUGGUCUUCUUUGAGUGCAUUGAGUAUUCUUACUAAGGCUUGAGAAUAUGUAACAAAGUAUCAUGUACGUUCGUACUCUAAGACUCGUAGGGAGACACACAUAUUAUGUGCUGUUCUAUGUUUUGUCCAAUUUGAGCAGUUAACAAGACUACUAGUAGUUAGAUAGAUAGAUAAAUGAUUAUCUGUAGUAAUGUCAUCGAAAAUUCUCCUUAGAUAAAUUGGUUAUGUUCUCAA
This is a messenger RNA of Branchiostoma floridae (Florida lancelet), 2311 nucleotides long. RefSeq names its product medium-chain acyl-CoA ligase ACSF2, mitochondrial-like. The record is from RefSeq and is a predicted model, not a curated record. Gene Ontology annotation, biological process: fatty acid metabolic process. Gene Ontology annotation, molecular function: medium-chain fatty acid-CoA ligase activity. Lineage: Eukaryota; Metazoa; Chordata; Leptocardii; Amphioxiformes; Branchiostomatidae.